This is a messenger RNA of Leptosia nina, 399 nucleotides long. NCBI's taxonomy places the organism in Eukaryota, Metazoa, Arthropoda, Insecta, Lepidoptera, Pieridae. The record is from the annotation of a GenBank genome assembly.
AUGCUGUCAAUCGAGCUAAACUUACCCUCGCUGGAAAAGAUCGACAUUGUAGAAUUUGUACAGUUCAACGGAGAACUCGAAGGUAGCCUGCAAGUCGGUCAUGGUGUGUGGGGGGGGGCGCGGGGCGCCAUGCCGCCGCCGUCAGCUAGGCUGGGCCCACGGCUGGGCGCAGCCCGGGGAACAUGUGCGGGAGAUUUUAUUUCGCGACGGGAGUACGCAUGCGCGCGGGUCGCGCCGCCGCGUUACUGUAGUCCGCAGCAGUACGCGAGACCAGCGCACCUAGACAGGUGCGUUGGCAGUAUAGCACUGACACCAGAUUGUGGUAAAGGUCACAGGGCACCACUGUUGUAUGAAAAGCUAAAGCCGCUACUUGAUAUUAAAAAAAUCCUAUUCAUUUAG